Kazachstania africana CBS 2517 is the source of this 2457-nucleotide messenger RNA. It is a transcript of the gene PUT3, whose product is annotated as Put3p. The record is from RefSeq and is a predicted model, not a curated record. Lineage: Eukaryota; Fungi; Ascomycota; Saccharomycetes; Saccharomycetales; Saccharomycetaceae. Gene Ontology annotation, biological process: regulation of DNA-templated transcription; DNA-templated transcription. The transcript has a single exon. Bases 1 to 2457 code for a protein of 818 amino acids. Gene Ontology annotation, molecular function: DNA-binding transcription factor activity, RNA polymerase II-specific; zinc ion binding; DNA binding.
AUGCAUGAUCAUGAUAAGGUUAUCUACUCAGAAAAUAGUGAUACUAAUACCCAAUCCAAAAUUGACAAAACGAAAAAACAAAAGAGACAACAAAUUGCAUGUUUAGAAUGUAGGAAAAGACACAUUAAAUGUCCUAAUGGGAAUCCAUGUUUCAAAUGUUUGAAGAAUAAUUUAAAAUGUGAAUAUAUUGAGCCCUCAAGGAAAAUUGUCAUUUCUAUGAAAUACUUAUCCAAUUUGCAAGAUAGUCUAGUCGAUCUAAAACGUGAAAACGUCAGAUUACAAUCACUGAUCUCAAAAUCAGGUGAUAAUAAUAGCAAUAAUAAUAACAAUAAUAAUAAUAAUAAUAAUAAUAAUGGUAACGAUAAUGGAUCAUGUUUAUUGCCAAAAAAUGAUGAUGAAGACGAUGAAAAUGAAUCUCAAUGGAUAUUAGAAAGUGAGGAUUAUGACAUAAAUGAACAAGAAAUAGUUUCGUCCUUUGCACAAAGAAGUGGCAGAAUUCUUGAAUCUUCUGCCGGUCAAACUUCAUUUGUAGGAUCUUCUUCAAUGACUUUGUUUGGUUUGGAAAUCCAAUCACUAAUCUCAAAAUACAUUUCAAAUAAAAAUUUUAGACCACUACCAGUAAUUAAACAAAAUGUGCUCGACAAUAGUGCGAUACCAAAUUCGUUACCGAUACAAAAGAUACACAAGAUUAGUGAUCAAAGUUUUCAAAUUCUGACUAAUUCUUCAACACUUUUACAGGUUAAUUUGCCGGGUUAUUCAUAUUCUAUGCUUCUGAUAGAUACAUUUCUGUCUUAUAAUGACGGUUGUUUUUACUUUUUCAAUGAAGGCAUGAUAAAAAAUGAUUUAAAGACACUGUUUAUAACCGGAAAUUUUAUCUUCCCAAAGGACGACAUCUUACAAGCAAUAUGCUUUUGUAAAAUUCUCCUAAUAUUUGCUAUAGGCGAAGUGUACUAUGGUUUAAAUGAAUCAAAACAAAAGGAUCAAAAUUUACCUGGGUUGAAGUACUUCAAGCAGGCUUCCCAGAUUUUUGAUUUACUGUUUUCUACAAUUAACCUGGAAUACGUCACUAAAGAAGGCGGUAUAGAAACAUUAUUGUUGUAUGCCUUCUAUUUACAAGUAGCAGAUUCUACAGUUUCAUCUUAUUUCUAUUUUGGUCAGGCUUUAAGGACUUGUUUGAUUUUGGGACUACAUGUAGACUCACAGAGUGAUUCAAUAGAUAGAUUCAAAUUAGAACAUCAUAGAAGAUUAUGGUGGACUGUUUAUAUGUUUGAAAGAAUGCUCAGUAGUAAGGCUGGUUUACCAUUAUCUUUUACUGAUAAUACAAUAUCCACUGAAUUACCAAAUGAUUUCGAUAUGUCUAAUCCUCCAAAUGAGUGCGAACAUUAUAUCUUUCCUAAAGCAGAAUAUAUCUCAAGUUGUGUUAAAAUUGUGAGGGUGAAUGCAAAUAUUUUGAGUCAAUUAUACCAACGACAACCGAAACAUAACAUUUUACCAGUUUUACAAAAGAUAAUGAAGAAUUUGUCAUCAUGGAGAAAUGAAUUGAGUGACAACUUACAAGUCGAUUUUAAUUUAAAUGAUGGUAACGAAAAUUUCAGAAUAUCAAGAUUUCAUGUAAAUAUGUUUACAGAAUAUUUCCAGGGAAUUAAUCUUGCCAUUCGACCUUUGUUAUUUCAUUUCUUUUCAAUUCAAAUGAAAACAUUCAAGAAUGAAAAAAACAAAUCGUAUCUAAAUUUAUCGAACUAUUCAGAUUCAAUGACAACAUUAUUGAAUUACUCAUUACAGGCAUCGAUCAAUACAAUAAGAUCUCUUUGGGCGUUAAUGAAAGAUAAAAUGGUGGCAUUGUUUGGAUACAUGGACAGGGAGUAUCUCUUUACGUCGUCGUGCACAUUAUUAUUAUUUAAUGCUACAUUUGGUAUCCAUGAACAAACAAAUAAAUAUAUUGAUUCCGCACUAGUGAUUUUUGCAAAGAUGAAAAAUUUAGGCAAUAACCCUGCUGUAUUGAGAAGGGCACAAUUACUGACAUUGAUGAUUAAUUUGGACUUCCAUGGGUUGAUGAAAGAUUUGAUAGUAAGACAUACUACAGAAGAUGAAUUUAUGGGUACUAAUUCAGCAGAUGGAAAUUCACAAUUCGAUAUGCCGAUUAAUGAACUAGAUGUACUAUUUAAUAGUAAUAGCGGCGUCAAUAUUAUCAGUAGUAUCGGCGAACAAUUUAAUUUGAGUAAAAAUGGCAACAAAAUCAUAGAAAAAAAUGUUGAUCAAUUGGAUCCUAUCAAGAAUAAUCUCGAUAAUGAUGAAUUAUCGAGCAUUUUAGAUAAUCUGAAUCAAAAGGAUAAUAAAUUGUGGAAAGAGAUUUCAGAUCAAGCAAUGUGGUUAGGUCAGACCAUGGACCCCACUGCAGCUGCAGGAACGGAGAUUGAUUUUGGAGAAUUCUUUUUAGAUAGUCCAUUCAGUAAAUAA